GACAGUUCCGGCUGGACAGCGCUGAUGUACGCUGCAUCCUAUCCCGCCUAUGGCUGCGAGGAGUGCUUGCCCGCACUGCUGGUGGCAGGGGCCAGCAUCAACGCAGCUGAUAACGAUGGCCACACAGCACUGAUGCACGCUGCAUCAAGCGGCUAUGAGGAGAGUGUGCAUGCACUGCUGGCAGCAGGGGCAAGCAUUGACGCAGCUGCCACUUUUAGGUGGACAGCGCUGAUGUGCGCUGCAUCCUACGGCUACGAGGAGUGCUUGCGCAUGCUGCUAGAGGCAGGGGCCAGCAUCGACGCAGCUGAUAACGAUGGCCACACUGCGCUGAUGCACGCUGCAUCAAACGGCCAUGAGAAGUGCGUGCAUGAACUACUGGGGGAAGAAGCCAGCGUCGAUGUCGCUGCUGCCAGUGGACAGACAGCACUCCACUGUGCCGCCAAGAGCGGCAGCAUCGCCAUCAUCGACUGGCUGGUGGCGGCUGGGACGGAUUUG
Messenger RNA from Chlorella variabilis, 495 nucleotides. RefSeq lists its product as hypothetical. NCBI's taxonomy places the organism in Eukaryota, Viridiplantae, Chlorophyta, Trebouxiophyceae, Chlorellales, Chlorellaceae. The record is from RefSeq and is a predicted model, not a curated record. Gene Ontology annotation, molecular function: protein binding. The annotation marks the transcript as partial. The transcript has a single exon.